UUUUAAAAAGUUGUAUAAAAUUAAAUAAGAUCAUAAACAAAACUGGAUACUCAAAUAAGAAUUGAUGAUUAUUACACCAGUUUUUAGAUAUUCGGAUGGAUGGAUCUACUUUCAUCCCUAAGUGUAUUUUUUUUAAUAACUUGGGAUGUUCUUAUCAUGCAAAGUUUGCCCGGUCUGAUUUUUUUAAUUUGAAACAAUUGUACAUAAUUUGCGGUAAUCUUGGAGCUGAUAUAGGUAAUGUGCCUAUCAACUAUUGGGUUCAAAAUUUGAAAAAAAUGUUACAUAGAAAUUAUGUUUAGACAUGGCCUUUUGGAUUUGUUAUUCAUGAAGUUAAACUUAGGUGUGCUGCAUUGCUGAAAUUAACGGACGCCUAGAAGUUUUUUUUUUUCAAUAUUUUCUUCAGAUUUUCAACAAUGGCGUUGACCGUUCGGAAUAUUCCUCUCAUCGCCUCUCGCGUUGUCCACUGGGGACAUUCCUCUUAUCGCCCCUUGCAUUGCUUUCGGUAGUCCAUGGUUUCUGACGAGCUGCGCAAUUAGCAAUCGUAGAUCCUCCCACCAAUCUUAGUCCAUUAAUUAGACCUCUCAAGAUUCGCAACUUCAUGUACCAAAAAAAGAAAGGAUUCGCAACUUCCGUAAUUAAACCCAAAUAUUGAGGUUACUUUACAAAACCACUUCCCUAACCGCAUUCUCCAAAAGACCCUGGAGCAGAUCAGCUAUGCAAUUCCAAACAGCAUUUCCCCCACCACCCAUGUAAUGCUGACACGUACCCUCCUUUUAAUCUUUCCCCAUCCCCCUUCCCCCUUUCCUCCCGCCUCCACCUCUCUCUCCGAUGGCAGCCCAACUCCCCGACAGCACGCGUGUCCACCCAUGUAAUGCUGACACGUGCCCUCCUUUAAUCUUUCCCUCCUCUCCUUCGCCCUUCCCUCCCGCCUCCACCUCUCUCUCCAAUGGCAGCCCAACUCCCCGGACAGCACGCGUGUCCACCCAUGUCAUGCUGACACGUACCCUCCUUCAAAUCUUUCCCUCCGCUCCUCCGCUCCUUCGCCCUUCCCUCCCGCCUCCACCUCUCUCUCCAAUGGCAGACCGACUCCCCGGACAGCACGCGUACCAAAUAAAGAACCUUGCUACCCAUAAAAACAGAAAGAAAUCUUCAUCAAACGUAUAAGGAAAGAAGAGAAAAAUCGCCAAUUUAAUCCUUAAAAAGAAACAGAAAGUCCUACUUGUAAUCUUUUCUCCUCCCCUACUCCAAUCAAAUGGUGGAGAAGCGGCAUGAGAUCCUCCCCCAUGGACGCCCACGCCUCCCUCCCCCACUCCGGCCACGACGAGACGCCCAUCCUUUUGAACGGCGCUGCCGCCGGCUGCCGCCCGGACAUCAUCGUCAAGAUCGACGGCGACGCCGGCAACCAUCCCGUCUCCUUCUCCUCCUCCACCACCACCAUCACAACCAUUACCAACAACAACAAUAGUAGCAGCAAGGUUUGGAGGGAAGCAAGCUACGAUUUUUGGGAGGAUGGAGUCCUCGGAACGAUUGGUGGAAGCCGUUCGGAGUUCAGCUUUGGAAGCCAGAACCAGGACCAGGAGAGCCAUGGAGUGGAGAUCAGCGAUGAUCCACCGUCGACGCUUCUUCCCGGUGGGAAAAGAUCGAAUCUUGACGCUGGUUUCGGCGCGAACGGGCCGAGGGGGCCACCCUUUUCAAACCUGGACUCUGCUUCCAGAGAGCUCCGCCUCUCGGUCGACGAUCCCUCCCCCACCUCCGAUGACGGCGACCGGGACGGUGGCGCGGAGGUCAUCCGGUGCACGUCGAAUGCCUCCUUCCGGCGGCGGAGCUCGACCCUUCUCCGGGCCAAGACUCGGUCGCGGCUGCUGGACCCCGCGCCUCCUCCUCCUCCGCCGGCGGACGACGGCGAGAAGCGCGAUCGGUCUCCGAAUCCGUCGGAGCAGCUCCGUUCUGGGCUCCUCGGCCGGCCGGCCGACGACGAUGACGAGGACCCCUUCUUCGACGAGGACACCCCCGCCGAAGAGAACUUCAAGCGCGGCCGAUUCCAGCGGCGCACCAUCCUCGAGUGGGCGAGCCUUGUUCUCAUCCUCGCCGCCCUCGCCUGCAGCCUCUCCGUCGCCGCCUUCCGGCGGAAGGCCUUCUGGGGCCUCCGCCUCUGGAAGUGGGAGCUCCUCGCCCUCGUCCUCGUCUCCGGCCGCCUCGUCUCCGGUUGGGCCAUCCGCGUCGCUGUCUUCUUCCUCGAACGCAGCUUCCUCCUCCGCAAGCGCGUCCUCUACUUCGUCUACGGCGUUCGGAAGGCCGUCCAGAACUGCAUCUGGCUCGGCCUCGUCCUCCUCGCCUGGAGCCUGCUCUUCGACAACAAGGUCGAACGCGAAACCAAGAGCCCAGCUCUCACCAUUGUCUCCGAAAUCCUGCUCUGUUUCUUAGUAGCAACGCUUAUGUGGCUCGCAAAAACCGUUCUUGUGAAAGCUCUGGCUUCCUCCUUCCAUGUGAGCACCUACUUUGAACGCAUCCAGGAGAACCUCUUCAACCAGUAUGUGAUCCAGACCCUCUCUGGUCCUCCCCAGAUUGAAAUCCAGCACGCCAGGGAGGAGGAGGAGGACUGCUUCUUCACGGAGGUGGAGAAGCUCCAGAGUGCAGGGGCUGCUGUGCCUACCGAGCUCAGAUCAGCUACAAUGCGGAGCAAGAGCUUGCAGAUUGGGAAGAAUGUGGGAUAUUCGAAGACGACCUCGAAGAAGGAGGCUACCGGCCAGAAGAAUGAGGGGAUCACGAUUGACCACCUCCACAAGCUGAACCAGAAGAAUGUGUCAGCUUGGAACAUGAAGAGGCUGAUGAAGAUGGUCAUGUAUGGGAGGUUGAUGUUGCUCGACGAGCAGAUGCCAAAUGCUGGUGCAGAGGAUGAGUCAACGACAGAGAUACAGAGCGAAUUCGAGGCCAAGGCUGCUGCCAAGAAGAUCUUCAGCAAUGUGGCCAAGCCUGGUGCUCAGUACAUCUACUUGGUAGAUCUGAUGCGUUUCAUGAAGAUAGAUGAAGCUCUGAAAACUAUGAACCUGAUUGAAAGUGAUCAAGUAAGCAACAGAGUCAGUAAGAAGUCUCUCAAGAAUUGGGUGAUUCAUGCUUUCAGAGAACGUAGAGCUCUAUCUUUCACAUUAAAUGAUACCAAAACAGCGGUGAACAAGCUCCACCUAAUGGCAAACAUAGUAGUAGUUGUUAUUGUGGGCUGUAUAUGGCUUCUCAUUCUAGGCUUUGCGCCAACCCAGUUUUUUGUUUUCAUUAGCUCUCAGCUGCUUCUGGUAACUUUUGUUUUUGGAAACACAUUGAAGACAGUCUUUGAAGCCAUUAUUUUCUUAUUCGUGACUCACCCUUUUGAUGUUGGCGAUCGCUGUGAAGUGGAAGGACUACAGAUGGUUGUUGAAGAGAUGAAUAUCUUGACAACAGUUUUUCUAAGGUAUGAUAACCAGAAGAUUAUAUAUCCGAACAGUGUGCUUGCUACCGUACCUAUUGGAAACAUCUAUAGAAGUCCAGAUAUGGGAGAUUCAAUUGAUUUCUGCAUUCAUGUUGCAACUCCAGUGGAAAAGCUUGCUGUCAUGAAAGAAAGAAUAAAGGAGUUUAUUGAGAGAAAGAAGGACCAUUGGCAUCCUAAUCCUACAGUCAUGCUCAGAGAUAUAGACGACAUGAACAGGUUGAAGGUAUCAAUCUGGUUGCAGCACAGAAUGAAUUAUCAACAAAUGGGAGAGAGAUGGAAGAGGAGAGAGCUCGUGGUCCAGGAGAUGAUUAGACUAUUAAGGGAACUUGACAUUGAGUACCGGAUGUUGCCACUUGAUGUUAAUGUCCGUCGCAUGCCUAAUGCAUCCUCGAUGCAGUUACCAUCUACUUGGACAACAUGCAGCUAAUUGGAUAAACUCAGUUCUCAGUUCAAGGUAUGGUGUGAUUGAUGAUAAAUUAGGCUGAGCUUAUAUGAACAUAUACCAUGAGGGAGCUUUUGGUUGCUUUCAUGGUGGAAAUUUUGUCCAUUCCAAUCUUUCCAUUUUGUA
Molecule: messenger RNA, 4031 nt
Organism: Phoenix dactylifera (date palm)
Lineage: Eukaryota; Viridiplantae; Streptophyta; Magnoliopsida; Arecales; Arecaceae
Product: mechanosensitive ion channel protein 6
Biological process (GO): monoatomic anion transport; transmembrane transport
Cellular component (GO): plasma membrane
Molecular function (GO): mechanosensitive monoatomic ion channel activity
Source: RefSeq, a predicted model, not a curated record